UUAUAUCCAUCGGCCUGGAUCUUACAAAGAAAAUUAGAAUUGAAAGAAAUAAGCCUUUCAUUACAUUGGUUGGAGAUCCUAAAAACAUGCCAAAUUUGACAUUUGACGGCACCGCCAAGCAAUAUGGAACCGUAGAUAGUGCCACUCUUAUUACUGAGAGUAGUUACUUUGUGGGUGCUAAUCUCAAUAUAGUGAACACUGCUCCUAGGCCAGACGGGAAAAUGGUAGGAGCACAAGCGGUUGCUUUGAGAGUCUCCGUGACAAUUCGACUUUCUAUAACUGCAAGAUCAUCGGCUUCGGGACACUUUGUGUGAUGACAGGGGC
This is a messenger RNA of Gossypium arboreum, 324 nucleotides long. RefSeq names its product pectinesterase 1-like. The transcript is spliced from 2 exons. The record is from RefSeq and is a predicted model, not a curated record. The coding region runs from base 87 to 314 and encodes 75 amino acids. NCBI's taxonomy places the organism in Eukaryota, Viridiplantae, Streptophyta, Magnoliopsida, Malvales, Malvaceae.